Messenger RNA from Aegilops tauschii subsp. strangulata, 1505 nucleotides. RefSeq names its product probable carboxylesterase 2. Gene Ontology annotation, molecular function: hydrolase activity. The record is from RefSeq and is a predicted model, not a curated record. Lineage: Eukaryota; Viridiplantae; Streptophyta; Magnoliopsida; Poales; Poaceae.
UUUGUCCUGAGCACAUGCGGUCGGUCAGGUCCAUGCACGUACUUUUCCUGGCAUGCUGCAUGAUGAUGAUCCUGGGCGGCCGGACCUUUGCCACCACACAAAAUCUUAUCUGUUAGCACUGUUACUGCAUCCAAGCCGGCCUAAGCAUUAAGCAACACCUGGCUCUUAUCUGUUAGCCUGUUACUACACCAAGGCCGUCUGAGCAAACACUCGGACAAAAAAGAACACUCGGCCUCCAUGGCCACCACCAUCAGGAGCGGAGUCACCAUCACCAUCUGCACUGCUUGGGCUGCCAUCCGACCUUGCCGGCGGCUACCACUUGAUCGGACAAGAAGGUUACUCCAACUCCAACCACCAUACUUGUCCACCGCAUUCUCGCCUCAAGUAAGAUGUCAAGGCGUGUGGCGAUCGAGAGUCCGUUGCACCUCAGACACGAGUGGGGCUCCUCCGGUGACUGCCCCGGGGACAUCUGAUGCCGCCGCCGCCGACGAGGUGCUGCUGGAGGCCCCGGGGAGCUUCCGCAUCUACAGGAGCGGGAAGAUAGACCGCCUCAACGACCCCACCAUCCUGCCCGCCGGCGUCGACGAGGCCACCGGCGUCGCCUCCAAGGACGUCGUCCUCGACGCGGGCACGGGCCUCUCCGUGCGCCUCUACCUUCCCAACAAGCUCCAGGACGCCUCCGCGAAGCUCCCGGUCGUCGUCUACUUCCACGGCGGCGCCUUCCUCAUCGGGUCGGCCCGCGACCCCACGUACCACAAGUACCUCAACGCCCUCGCCUCCGCGGCGGGCGUCCUCGCGGUGUCCGUCGACUACCGCCUCGCCCCGGAGCACCCGCUCCCCGCCGCGUACGACGACUCCUGGGCCGCGCUACGGUGGGUGGCGUCGGCGCAGGACGAAUGGAUCGCCGACCACGGCAACGCCUCCCGGCUGUUCGUCGCGGGCGACAGCGCCGGCGCCAACAUCGCACACGAGAUGCUCGUGAGGGACGGCGGGCCGAGGAUCGAGGGCGCGGUACUGCUGCACCCGUGGUUCAGCGGGAACGCGGCGAUCGAGGGGGAGCCCCCGGCCGCGGCCAGGGUCACCGGGCUCCUCUGGUCCUACGCGUGCCGGGGGUCGGCGGCAGGCGGCGCGGACGACCCGAGGAUGAACCCGCUGGCGUCGCCGGCGCUGGAGAGGCUCGCGUGCGCGAGGAUGCUGGUGACCACGGGGCUCGAGGACGGGCUGGCCGCGCGCAACCGCGCGUACUACGACGCCGUGGCCGCGAGCGGGUGGCGCGGGAGGGCGGCGUGGCUGGAGCUGGAGGGGGAGGGCCACGUGUUCUUCCUUGGGAAGCUCGAGUGCGACAACGCCAAGCGGCUCAUGGACCGCGUCGCCGCGUUCAUAGCCGACGCAUGAGCUGCUUGUUGUAUUGCCCGCCAAAUGUGGUUCUGAGGCCCAUGUCUCCAGCAGAAAAAAGCAUGGAUCCCACCUAUCACGCCUAUAAAAAACACGCUGACCAUUCCCAA